AAGAAUAUUUCUUUGAAACCAGAGAAGAACUUAUAAAGCUGCAACAGUCGGGCGUUCUACUGUUCCAGCAAGUACCCCUAGUGGAAAUUGAUGGGAUGAAGAUGGUGCAGACCAGAGCCAUUCUCAACUAUAUUGCAGCAAAGCACAAUCUCUAUGGGAAGGACCUGAAGGAGAGAGCCCUGAUUGAUAUGUAUGUAGAAGCAACAAUGGAUCUGAAUGACCUCAUCAUGCGCCAUCCCAUGCAACCACCUGAGGGAAGAGAGAAGAAUCUUGCCUUAAUUGUGGAUAAGGCCACCAAUAGAUACUUCCCUGCCUAUGAAAAGGUUUUGAAAGACCAUGGACAAGAUUAUCUUGUUGGCAACCAGUUCAGCCGCGCAGAUGUACAAGUGCUUGAAACCAUUUUAAUGAUGGAAGAGAUGAAACCAGAUAUACUUGCCAAGUGUAUGAGGUUUUAAAGCAAGAAUAAGUAACAUCCCAACAAUAAAGAAAUUCCUGCAGCCUGGCAGCCAGAGGAAAUCAGAAAUAGAGGAAAAAAUGGUUCCCCAAGUGAUGAAAAUUUUCUACGGUUAAGUUGUGACAUGACUUAAAAUGAUGGCAACCAUGUUACUUGCUGUAUUUUUGCAUUAACUGUUAAAACUAAAGUGCAAUUAGCUCACACUGUAUAAAAAUUAUAGCAGCAAAAUCAGUUAAGACAUGCUAAACAUUGCGUGCAAAUGUUUCCAAAGUAAAUCUGCCUGCUUGCAGUCACAUAUGAAAGGGCUGAUUGACUUACAGCAUACACAAAACAAAGGGAUGCCUUUUUAGCAUUUCUUCUGAAGAGAAUAAAAUGAAAUAACCCCACUCA
Molecule: messenger RNA, 844 nt
Organism: Alligator mississippiensis (American alligator)
Lineage: Eukaryota; Metazoa; Chordata; Crocodylia; Alligatoridae
Product: glutathione S-transferase
Exons: 5
Coding region: 96-455 (119 amino acids)
Biological process (GO): glutathione metabolic process; xenobiotic metabolic process
Molecular function (GO): glutathione transferase activity
Source: RefSeq, a predicted model, not a curated record